Messenger RNA from Darwinula stevensoni, 246 nucleotides. The record is from the annotation of a GenBank genome assembly. NCBI's taxonomy places the organism in Eukaryota, Metazoa, Arthropoda, Ostracoda, Podocopida, Darwinulidae.
ACCUUCUUCCCUCAAGGAGGAGGAAAGGAGAAUAAGAACCUGCAAGGUAUCCUACUCUUCUCUCAGGGUGACCCGCAGUGCAUUACCAUCCUCCCUGUUGUCCCGCAACGCAAAAGUGGAGACAUUUGGAUGACAGUGGAGAAGCUCCCCAAAGUGUAUGAAGGGGAGCCACCCUCCUCCAGCAAUAAAAUCUUAUUCCGAGGCAAGACAAAAGUGACAUGGCGGAGGCACACAAUUAUCAUGUUA